Messenger RNA from Impatiens glandulifera, 1225 nucleotides. Its product is annotated as lignin-forming anionic peroxidase-like. Gene Ontology annotation, molecular function: peroxidase activity; heme binding. The transcript has 4 exons. Lineage: Eukaryota; Viridiplantae; Streptophyta; Magnoliopsida; Ericales; Balsaminaceae. The record is from RefSeq and is a predicted model, not a curated record. Bases 81 to 1052 code for a protein of 323 amino acids. Gene Ontology annotation, biological process: response to oxidative stress; hydrogen peroxide catabolic process.
AUAUCGUAUUGAACUAAGUUUGCUAAAGAACAAUAUAUUUCACUUUUUUUUUUUUAUAGUUUUGCUAGCUUUCAAUUGCAAUGGCAGCCCUUAGUUCUAGCAAAUCUUUUGUCAUCUUUACUUUUUUAUUCUCUUUGUUGACCGCAUCUAGCAAUGCACAACUUUCGCCAACUUUCUACCUCACUAGAUGCCCACUCGCUCAAACUGCUAUUAACGCUGCUGUGUUAAAAGCUGUUGUUGCUGAGCGUCGCAUGGCGGCAUCACUCAUUCGUCUUCAUUUUCAUGAUUGUUUUGUUCAGGGUUGUGAUGCUUCAGUUUUACUUGAUAAUCAAGCUACAGCCACAAGCGAGAGAGAUGCGCUACAAAAUAGAGGAUCUCUAAGAGGAUUUGAGGUAAUUGAGUCCGCUAAAGCCACCUUAGAAAGUUUAUGUCCUGGAGUCGUGUCGUGUGCUGACAUUCUAGCUGUUGCAGCACGAGAUGCAUCAGCUGCGGUUGGUGGUCCAUCAUGGAUAGUGAAGCUAGGUAGAAGAGAUUCAACCACAGCGAGUCGAGAUGCAGCAGAGAGAGACUUACCUUUGUUUACAAGCACCCUUCAAGAACAUAUUUCAAAUUUUGCUGCCAAGGGUUUGAAUACAAGAGAUUUGGUUGCAUUGUCUGGUUCACACACAAUAGGUCAGGCACAAUGUUUUACUUUCCGUGAUAGAAUAUACAGCAACGGGAGUGACAUUGAUGCUGGUUUUGCUGCUAGAAGACAAAGUACUUGUCCUGCCACGGCUGGAAAUGGUGAUAGCAAUUUGGCACCGCUUGAUUUAGUGACGCCCAAUUUGUUUGAUAAUGUUUACUUUAGAAAUUUAAUUGAAAAGAAGGGUCUUCUUCAAUCUGAUCAAGUACUUUUUAGUGGAGGAUCAACGGAUAGUAUUGUGCGAGAAUACAAUUCAAAUGGUUUGACUUUUCGGGCUGACUUUGCAAGAGCCAUGAUCAAAAUGGGAGAUAUUAGUCCACUAACAGGUGAAAAUGGUAUCAUCAGAAGGGUUUGCACCUCACUCAAUUAGAGCAUUGGAGUCCAUCCACUUAUCCAAUUAUGGUUGUCUAAGUUCUAGUUAAUCUCUUAUAUGUUUAAUUUUCAUUUUUCUUUUGUAUUCAUGACGACAAUUCGUCUUUUUUAAUAUGGUUUUACAAAUAUACAAAAAUAAAGAAGUGUUAUGUUAUGACACAACUAAAUUAU